Molecule: messenger RNA, 1075 nt
Organism: Acaulospora morrowiae
Lineage: Eukaryota; Fungi; Glomeromycota; Glomeromycetes; Diversisporales; Acaulosporaceae
Source: the annotation of a GenBank genome assembly
AUGGCCAACCCGAUUAGUAGAAGAAAAACUAGGGGAAAAGCAAGAAUAUCUAUGCACUCUCCUGCAUGGGAAGAAAAACCCUGCCGUUACGUAUUACGCGUUUUAGUAUUGAUUGAAUUGCUUUAUGCGUUCGCAUCUGAUCACAUCAAAACAGCCACAAUUGAAAAUGUUCUUUGUGAUUCCAUUCGCAUCGCCUCACUCUCUGAUUCUCGCAUUCACGCAUCGCCUCAGUCUCUAAUCAACCACCUCGCGGAUGACUUUGUGGGUAAAGUUUUUCCACACCUUGGAGAAACUCGUUUAUCCGGUAAUUACACCCGUUUUGAAAAGAUGGGCGGGGUUAAUAGAGAGGGAAAUACGGAGGACCUAUUUUUGGGCAUGUCACUGAUACAGCAACACACGAUUGAUGACUCAACGAUACUGGUUUCCCAUUCCAAUCGAUUCCAUUCUCCAGAAUUUCCGGUGAAAAUGGCUGACUUUCUACAACAAAGGCAAUUUGCAUCUGGACAAGAUCAAAUUCCCUCAUCAAAGCCUGUUCAAUGUCAUCCACAGCGCCUGCGACUGGAUUCCGCCAUUUGUAUGCCAUCAGCAAAAAAGUCCACGGCAUACUGUGAGUCGACCACGAAAGCCAAGGAGGAUUGCCGAGAAAAUGAGAGCUUGGAAAGAUGGGUAGAUAAUCUGCUGAAAGAAUUUGAUAAUGUGAUGUCGGUCAACCUGAACACCGAUCUCAGUCAGGAGAAUAACCGACGAGUGAAGGAGUUGAUCCAACAAAUUGACGACCGUCUUAAUAAUACAUUGACCGAUAAUAUCGAAAGCUUUCGUGAGUUUGUUCGAGAAAAGAAAAUAGAUUGCGAGCUGCUGUUAAAAAACAACACUCUGAUAAAGCAGGGAGAUGCACGUGAAGAUGGGACGCUGCUCGUAGGUCAGGGGGUCAAUAAAGCAAAGGUGCCUGACACCGCAUCGAAGGAGGUCCCGAACAAAAAGUUUGCCAGGUUUCUUAAAAAAGCUGCAUCGCCGAUAACCAAGAACUUGCAUCGAAUAACGGAAAGGGAAAAGAACUCGGAUUCAACACCCGAGC